Messenger RNA from Symbiodinium natans, 852 nucleotides. The record is from the annotation of a GenBank genome assembly. NCBI's taxonomy places the organism in Eukaryota, Dinophyceae, Suessiales, Symbiodiniaceae.
AUGCAGCUAUUCAGCUCACCCCAAGUUUGCAGUACUUUGUUUUUUGCUCAUUCCAGACGCUUGAUCAUGCUCUACCUGGCAUGGAUGGCGGUGAGCGUUUCCACGCUGGCUGGAACCUGGGCCAGUCAAGCACAUGUGGCAAUUACAGCUGGUGGCCACACGUCCGUAGUCAGACGGGAGAUGGACCAUCACAACGCGCUCCAAGCUGCUCAGGGCGAGUCACGUGAAGCACUCUUCAAAGAAGAGGUGCAGACACACAUGGCGACCUACAAAGGUUGCUACAAGAACGAGGGUGUGAACCGAGUCAACAAGCACGAAGGGAAGAUGCUGCUGAGCAUGUGCCUCCUGAAAGCCCAAUUCGGCAACAAGGCUUACAUCGGCAUGGAGUGGCCGCAGGGAUUUGACGCCGAAGGCGUGGCGGAAUGCAUGCUUCUGAGCUUCCUCCCCACGAUGGAAAAGGCGCCGGACUCCGAGUGCACAAAAGAGCUGGCCAUGGAUGUUCUGCGUCUUGGGAGUGCGAAUCGGCUGGCUGUCUAUAGUGUUGACAGCACGGCACAAAUCCUACCGCUGAUGGGCUGCUACGUCAACGAGGGCGCCAAGCGCAAGGGCGGCCACAAGUUGGACAAGACCAUACUCGAGUGCCUCAAGUUGGCGCGGGAGGACAGCAAGAGCUACAUCGGCAUGGAAUAUCCCGAAGGUUACGACCGCGAAGGUGCCGCCCAAUGUUUGCUUUUGGAUACCCUUCCGAACAUGGAUGGGGUUACCGACAAUUUCUGUGGCGGAGAAAAAGCUCUGAACGUGUACCCGCUCGGAGCAGCCCACCGCCUGGCCGUCUACAAGGUCCCAUCAUGA